AUGUCACGGUAUCACUCAAGAAGAGAUGGGAAUGAACUUCCUGCAUUUCACAUUGUCCGAUGUGCAUGGCUCGAGUUGGAAAUAUGCCUCAUUAGUGUGGAAUGA
Molecule: messenger RNA, 105 nt
Organism: Brugia malayi
Lineage: Eukaryota; Metazoa; Nematoda; Chromadorea; Rhabditida; Onchocercidae
Exons: 2
Coding region: 1-105 (34 amino acids)
Source: RefSeq, a predicted model, not a curated record